UACAGUAAAGUAAAGUAAAGUAAAGUAAAGUGACGUUUCGUCCCAGUGAAACCGGAGAGGUGUGUGUUCGUGUGAUCUGUCACUAGAGGUCAUCAGAGGUUCGUCGCGUGCUCCUCCAACCUCAGCCCAGCCCAAAACAUCGUGCUACGUCACGAGCUCCCGCCCCGCCUCGUGCCACAGACACACGGUCAGAAACAGGUCAGAAAGAGACAGUGUCAGCGAACGUCAGUCACUAUGUCGGUUCUGUUCCAACUCACUCUGUCGGUAGUGAACACCGGGUGAGUGCUGGAGGUUUAACCCGCGGUAUCAGAGCUCCGUCCCCGCUGCCGCUCGCGGGAGCCCGCCCGGCAGUUGGCGGCUCUUUGUAACCGCCUCACAGCGUCGGUAAGUAGCUUUAGAGCUGGGUUAGCUCCAAGUGGCCUCUGGGUUAGCUCGGAGCUACACGGCUAAGUUAGUUGUCACCUAGUCAGUCGCUGCCCACAGACAGAAAACUCCCAGGAAGGCAGCAGCUCUGACUAUGGCAAUGACACUGUUCGUGGGGGACAAAUAAGUGACGUGUCUGAUGUGAGUUGUCUUUUGUUUUGUUUGAACCUCGUGAUCCCUCUGCACACUGGCCAGCCUCUGGACCCAUGCUGUCUAUCAGCCACUGGAUCAACUCAUCCAUGUAGCUCUGGAUGAUGAGCAGCUUCCCUCAUUCAUGGAGGUGUCAAAUAGACCUGAGCUCUGAGAUGGUUUGUCAAACAGUGUGCACACACACUAAAGUGUCGUUUCAUGUGUUGUGAUGCUAUUGAGCAACGUCCUCCAGCUGUUGUUGUUCAUGAUGUGGAUAUCAGGCUGUCAGAGACAAUCCUCCCACCUGGUCUUCUUGGAACAAAACACUAUCUAUUACUUCUAUGAUUCAUUUGGCCAUUUUUAGGUCUUAGUUGGGCAGGACGACAUGGCCAAAAGUUAGGCUAUAUCAAGAUAAAAAAUCGUUUAAAUCAGGCGAUAUCAAUAAUAAUCAUGAUACAUGUGUUAUUGUUAUUUUUAAGUUUAAAGAUUGAUUAAUGCUUCUGAGUGAAGGUUGUGGUUUUAAACUCUUCUUUGUGAUCAGAGAGUGACAAACAUUUAAUAAACAGAAGGGCAUUUUCCGAGGUAGAAUGUUAUGUCUCCUCUUUGUGCAAUGAUUCUGUUUUAUUGCUCUGCCCUAUUUUAAUGUUUGCUUAUUGAGCAUAUGUCACACAGCUGCUUUGGUUUACGAUGAGGUUAUUUUGGUGUGUGUUAAACCAUCUUCUUUGUCUGCUUCUUGGAGCAAACUCUAUUUGUUGCAUAUGAUUCAUUUUGGGACUUUGGUCACACAUGUCUGUCGCAAACUUUGUCCAAAUUACAUUUAAUAGAAGAUAUAAAUAGGAAACACAGGGUGAGAGCUGCAGGGGGAUGACAUUCAACACAGGUCUCCAGCUGGAGUCAAACCACUGAUGUUGCAAGUACACAAUAUGUGUCUAGACCACAAGGUCAGAGGAGAAGCCUCUGACCAUGUCUCCAGCUUGACAAAUGGCUGUGGCCUGUGAAACAGGCGUGUUAUUUAGACUGUUACCCGGACAACAUAACCAAAUUUGAGAUGUUACUUAUUUUCAGCUUAAACUCUUGUAAUUAUUGAAAACAACUGAUUGUUGCAGCCUAUAAAAUACAAAUGAAGCUUUUAAACCAGGAUCUCGUUCUCAUGAAAAGGCUCAACAUGUCAGCUUCAUGAAAUCACGGACUUGGAAGAAAUCCCUCCACUAAGGUCUCUUUUCACCGCUCUAGGUUUGUGCUGUAUAUUUCACUAAUAGAUGUGUCAGUUCAGGUUAGUAUUUGAGCCUGUUGUUUCCAGUGGCAGGUAAACAAAGUGUCACAACCUGUGAGCUGUGAAGGAAACUGUCUGACUGGAGGCUUUUAAUAGCCUUGAGACUGGAAUGCAAGUCAAAACAGGGUUCAGAAUCAACCUGUACCGGUUUGGCUAGGCUCUCGUUUUCUAUCAGCUUUUCAUAACCUGACACUCUCCCUCUUACCACCGCUUAUACAGUAUGUGUGUGGAUAUAGUAUAUUCAUUGUUUACCUGCAUUAUACAAAGAGCUGGUAAAUGCAGUGUUUGCAGGCAGUUGUCAGAUGUGAUGUGCUGAGUAUAAAUGUUUGGUUUAUGUUUAUAUGUCGCUGUUAUUGCAGGACUAUGAGAGAGAGAAGGGAUUGAUGAUCAACUUGAAGUGCUGUUGUUGGAACAUUGCAGACGACUUGUGUUGGAUAAAUGAGUCAAAGCUGCCCAGCGGUGACAACCAGCGUCUCCUCCGGGGAUCAAAGCCUUAGCAGCAUAACCUAUUCGAGACAGGAGACACAGGCACAGAUGAAACGUGUUUAAAUAAGUGUGGUAUGGAUUGGAUCCUCUGUCCCGACCUACCUGCAGUCCUUAUUUGUCAGGCCUGUACUUCCUCUUUGUUUCAGACUGUUUGAGUCGCUGGUUCCUUCACUCCUCCCACUGACUCCCAUGGCUCAUUCUGGAUAUGUCAAGCAGCAAUAGGACAGACAGAGAGAGAUGAGUUGGGCUGAGGAGGACUGGACAGUGGGCCUGUCUGGACGGGUCCUGCAAAAGGUGAAGGAGCUGCAGGUCCAACACGAUCGACUGUCAAGAGAGACCAAGCAGAAACAGCUGCAGCUGGACAACAUCCAGACUAACCUUGAAAAACAGACUCUAAAGUAUGACGAGGUGCGCGGGGAGCUCCACUCUGUGCAGAGGGAGCUCCAGAAUGUUCACGAGGAGGCCAAAACAGCAGUGAGCAGCAGCGAGUGCCUGGCCCAGGAGCUGCAGACCAAGCAGGCACAAGUCUGCUCUUUUGAGGGCCAGCUAGAUGCUGCCCGCACCCUCAACAACAAACUCACCCAGGAGGUCAAAAGGUUGGAGGCAGAGCUUGAGAAGCUGCAGAACAGCAGCAGGUCGGCAGAUACCACUCUGUUUUCUACUCCCUGCUGGAAUACAUCCUCACCCUGGGAACAUAAUGGGAGCAGAAAGGAAGAGGAAAAGCUGGGACAUCGAGAUGAAACGCAGAGCAAGCACAUCAGACAGCAGCUCCAGUUCUCAGACGCACCCACAACUUCACUGCCAAGACAACAGCACAGGAGCACACCCCACCGCCACCCGUCUGACCAAUCGGAGUCCUUCUCCACUCCCUCGGCUGUGUUUCCGUGGGAGCGGGAUGACACCAGGCCAACAAACAGGAGACAAUCCCAGACCUCUCCCCAGACACCCAGCACUGAUGUUAUCACUCAGGGCCAGUUGGCAGUGGGGCUUUGUGGGAAAGAGAAGGACAACAGGACAGAGACAGACACAGUAUCUUUAUCAGAGAUAAAGAGCCGUGUAUCUUGUCUGGAGGAGGAGCUGUCUGUGAAGACCAGGACGUUGAAGUCCAUUCAGAACGACCUGGUGCAAAGCAAGAAAGAUGUCACUUCCAGGGAGAUCGGCCUGCAGAAAGCUCGAGAUGAGCUCAUUCUGUCUCACACACGCAUCACCCAGGAGAGUGAACGGGCAUCAGGAGCUGAGCAAAGGCUGAAGCAGUCACAAGACGAGCUUCGUUGUCAAAGGCAAAAUGCAGAGAGCAUCCGACUUCAACACCAACAGCGCACCAAGGAGAUGGAGAAACAACAUCAGAAGGACAUGUCGGAGUUUCAGAAAGAGAGGCAGUGGCUUGAGAAGCAGCAUCAGCAGGAGGUGAAUAAGCUCAACCAGGAGCUGCAGCAGGCCAGGACGCUCCACAAUGCCCUGCAGGCGCAGAAUGACAAGCUGUCUCUACAGAAACAAGCACUGGACAAAGAGUUUGAGACUCUGAAAGAGAAACUGAAGUGGUCGGAGGGACAGCUGCUGGAGAGCCAGAGAAAAGAAGCACAGACACAAGCCAAACUAACGGAAGCGUUGCGUGAGACGGAGGGUGUGGCUGUGAGUCUGGAGCAGAGCAGGAAGAGAGAGCGAGAUCUGGAGGAGGAGGGGAGGAGACUGGCAGAGGAGAGAGCAGACGCCCUGCGUCUCCUCAAAGACCUGCAGGAGCAAAAAGCUGCACCAGCACCUCCUGUUCAGUUUUGCCCAGUUGGCCAGAGUUUCUCCCCUCAGCCCUCUCGAGGUCUUAAUUCUCGAACAUCAACUCACACCAAGAGGACAACCGCUACCAUACGAGCCGAAAGGAAGGAGGAGGAGGAGGAGAGCAUGGUUGAGAAAAGACCAGAGAUUUCAGCAUUUUACCCCUCUAACAGAGAGCCAGGAGAAGGCAUCGACUCUGAACACAUCACUGCCGCCAUCUCCUCAGAGUCUGAGAGUUCACAAAGGGAAGGACUCCGGAGGAAAAGUAAGGAAGAAGGGAACAUGAGGAGGAAUAAAACAGUAGAGUGUGACAGCUCUGGAACACAGAAGCACUCCAGCUUUGAUCCUGUACUCUGUAUGCCCACCGACUCCUCUGUGGAUGUUUUUGAAAAGCUAGAGCAGGCCAAAGCCUCUGAAGACCUCCAGAGAAUUAACACCAUGCUGCGAUCAGAGAUAAAUGAUGUGCGCGAAGAACUCCAGAAAAGAUUGGAGGACCUGGAAGUCCAACGAAGGGCUGAGGCAGAGGCCAGGACCCGGCUCAAAAAGCUCAGCUGCAAACAUUCCAGCCAGGCUGUGGAGAAGGAGGAGAUGGAAAAGGAAUGGAGGACUCAGCUGGAGAGUGAGAGGGCUGAGACAGAGUGGUUGAGGAAGGCAGUGGCUGCUUUGGAGACAGAGGUGAUGAGCAGAAAGGAGGAGAUUAAAAAGAACGAGAGAGAGGAGGAGAAAAAGAAAGAAAUAGAAGACAGAGAGAGUGAAAUGAUAGAACUUAAUAUGCAGCUGAAGAAGCAGCUAGCGGAGGUUAAAGCCCAGCUGGCUUUAGAACGAGAGGACAGAAAGAGAGAGGAAGAGGAGAGGAACCAAAUAAAAAACAUGGUCACAGAUGAAAAAAAGGAGCUGAGCACAAAACUUGCAGAACUUAAAGCUGAAUUGGAAGAACUGAAGCGCAGCAGAGAAGAAGAUGAGAGAGGAGGAGAGGAGAAACUAUUGAUUACCAACAGCCCGCUGAAGUACCUGACUCUCCAUGAUAAUGAGCUCAAUUCCAACAUUGUUCACAGUCACAACAAACUCCUCCCUUCUCCAGAGCAGCACCUUCUCUUCUGUCAGUCCACGAACCAACUCAACAUGCUGGUAUCUCAGGCAACAGCAGAUCUCAUUCAUGAAGAACAAACAGUGAUAGAUCCCGAACGCCUGCCUCUGUCAGAUGAGGGAACAAUGGGUCAAGUGGCCUCUGACUCUGAGGAGUAUCUGGCAGGGUCUCCACUGUCAGACCAGAGGGGAGAACUUUCUCAACUCCAGAAAUGUGGGUCUACCUCCCCAGAUAUGGAAAAAGAGGUGAACCGCUUGCACAAGGAGAAAGACAUGGAAACGCAACGUGCUCAACAGAGCCAGGUUAAACUGGAGGUCCUGCAGACCCAGGUGACACGUCAGACCCAGCAGCUGACCAUGGCCUUUGAGAAGCAGAGUCAGCACAUCUCAGGCCUUCUAGCUGAGCUGCAGGAGAAGGAGGGGGCCCUCCUCAGCCAGGGAGAGGAACUGCAGCGAUAUAAGCAAGAGCUGCAAGCUUUAAAGGCUGAAAAAGAAGUUACAAAGUUGCAGAAUGACGAUCAAAGAAAAAAAAGUAGAGAUGAGACGUCGAUGGAGACCACAGAGCUACAACCAAACAAGAAACAGGACUGUACUGUCAUAUCGAACACUACACAGUCACUGGCUGGUGGAGAUUCUACUACACAGAGAGAUGAAGAUCAAACUAAGACUGAUGCAGAAACACAAACACCAGAAGGGGACCGUGCAAUAAGUGAACAGCAUCCAGUUUCUGUUGACUCAGACAAGACUGAGAGUUAUCUUGAUUCUGCCUGUGUGAUGGAGGAGCCUGAGAGCAGUCGAGAUGGAGGAAGAGUAGACGUGGUGUCAGAGCUGCUCACUCUGCGACAGGAGAAUCAGCUGCUGAAACAAAAAAUAGAAGGCGUGAACAUGUCAGAGACUAGAAACCUGGCUUUACAGACAGAUGCUGAAAACCAAGAAGACCCAGUCAAACAAAGCCAUUACACAGGAUAUGCUACUCUGCCCUGCUUGACAGAGCAGAGGCCACCUACUGUGAAAGAUAACAUCACCCCUGAAGGGCAGGAGUCACUACUCCAAAAUAAAGAAAAUGAAAUAAAAAGCGAAGAAAAAAGAAUAAGGGAAGAAGAAGAGCUGGAGGAAGCAUCUUGUCUUGAGAUCAACCUUCUGGAGCAAAAGGUGAUGGCGCUGCAGAUGAAGAUUCAGGCUCUAUCUGUGGAGACUCAGCAGCAGACGGAGGAGCUCACUCUGUGGAGACUGGCCUCACAACCCGCUCCAACUAUUGACCAAAACCUUCCCAACAAAGACAACCAGGACCAAAACACUGCUGUCCGACAAUCCCAGUCACAGCAGCUAGAGACUGAUGAGAUGACCCACAUCCCACCAGGGACCAGGAGCCAGGCUCCCACUGCUCAGGUUCAGGAGAGCAACAGUAAUGUGACGGUCAUCAGAGAGGAUGAGUUAUUCCUCUCCUGCUCCUCCAACAAACUGCCAGGCCGCAUGUUGUUCUCCAGACUGCAGCACAGCAACCUUCCUGAGCCAAAGAGUUUCCUUCAAUUUAAACAGACAGCAGCUCUUCAGGAAUACAACCAGGACCCCGACAAGGAAUCUGAGAAAGAAAACAUUGUGCAGUGGUCAGAUACCAGUCCAUCACAGCACAAAGACAAGAGAGACUCUGGACUCAUCCAAAUGUCUUCAGAAAAAACAGGUCAACAAGUCACCAAAGGACCAACUAAAACCAAAACAGCAGAGUGUCCCACGGAGAAUCCAGUGGGCAAACCAAACAUUUCCAGAACAACCAGUGAAAUAAACACAACCAAUGACUCCUCAGAGAGAUCAGUCAGGACAGACAUGAAGAGUGUCAGCAGUCAAACAGAGGAGAGCUUGUGUCCUCGCAGCGCUCCAACAGCAUCUGAACUUCACUGUGCUUACACACAGACUGAAGAGGAGGAGGAGGAGGAGGAGGAACAGGAAUUAGUUUUAGUGGAAUCCCCUCCUGCGUCUCUUAUCCCAUCAUCAGAGGGGUUAAAGUCAAGAGACAAGAUGUUGUUUUCAGGUUCCUUCCCCAUCCCGUCUGACCCGGCCCGUUUAGCAGAAAGAAUCCGCCGCAACAGGACGCAGCUGUCGGCUGCCUUUGACGACACAGAGUAUGAACCGUACGGACUGCCAGAGGUCGUCAUGAGAGGUUUUGCCGACAUCCCCAGUGGUCCCUCGUGUCCCUACAUCGUGAGAAGAGGUUUGUUGGGGACGUCUGCUGUGCCUGUCCCGCAGAAAGCCCUGGGACAGGAGGAGGAGACGGAUUAAAACCCAGCCACAGGUUGUCUUCAGGUCUGGUGGAAAUGAACUGAUCACGAAUCACAAUGAUUCACUUUGAACCUCAGUGAUGAACAACAGACUGUCUACAAGGACACUCCAGUCACCAGCAACAUGAAGCACUUCUUUCCUCAAACCAACACAGAACCAGUAUAAAAAAUGACGCAUUCACCCUGGACUUCUAAACGAGUGUUAGCAGGUAACAGGUCCUACAGUGGCAGAAUGAACUCCUCCACUGUGGAUCUGAAAUAACUUAGUUUAUCCUCUAACUGCUGUGAGGAGACAUAAUUGUGCAUCUUGCUGCAGUGACCUUACACCCGCCUGUUUAUUUCGGUGCAGAGGUGGUGAUUUAGUGAUGUUUGUUGAUUUUUCUGGAAGUUAACCACUACAUAGGGACUGUUAAGUUUUUCAGUACCUCAGAAGAAGGGUACGAGUCCAGCCUCAGCCCACUUUGAACGAAACAGUGCCUCGCUGAUGCUUUUCUAAACAAGCACUUGUCAAGAUAAGUUUGACUUGUUUUUCCCUAAAGGGUGCAGCCAAGAAAGGCCUCUUGUGGAAAUAUGAUAUUUUUUUCUUUUUCUUUUUUGAUUCAUGAGGUGGCUUAUUUAUGAACACUUGAAUGUGUUUCAGUAGAGGAGGAAGUGUUUACAAAACUUGCUUUAGACUUAAGUGAAAACGUGUGCGACAUUAGAUGUGAAUAAAACGUGCGUGUCCUCUGGAUGUUACUGUUUGUAUACGCGCCUGUGUGUGUGUGUGUGCGGGAGAGAGAGAGAGAGGUCCGAGCACACGUCUAUGACUCACUGCAGUGGUUUCCGCUCCAUGUAUGGAGAUGCACACUGGCUCUCUCUCUCUCCCCUCCUUCUGCUGCUUUGCUUCUCCUUCUAAUGAGGACUUAUUAGUCAGUAACUGUGUGAUGAACUGACCAAAAUCUAAACAUGUGUUUACUUCAGCUGGUUUCUUCUGAUUUAUUAUUUAUUUGACUAAUUUGAUGGAUUGCACAUUUGUUACUUCAUCAUAGACACCAGCAGCCCACAUGUAUGUAUAGUGUAGAUUUUGUAAAUGACUUUGAUUCAUGUACAGUUUCAUCAUACCUCCUACCAGAGGAUAAUCACCACUUUGCUUCGCUUCCAAGGUUUCACUUGUUAGUGAAAGGACAGGUUCACAUUAUUACAGGUUCUAUUCUUAAAGUUAUACUCACAUGCUCAUGGGCACAUUGUACAGUCUACAUUCUGCUGGCUCCAGGCUGCAAAGAUCCUUUUUUAAAGCAGUCUUCAUGUGAAAGAUGAAGGAGAAAAUCCACAGUCUGCUUUCUUUAUAGAAAUGCGCACUAAAGUUAAGCAGAAAACUUCAGUCGUCUGAUUAAGGAGCUUUGUCACAGCAAUGAUAUCAUCUUGAUGAACUUAUUUGCUCUGGAAGUUUGGUGACAAUACUGUCAGGUCUAUUGGAAAUGGUUACUGCCAGUCAGUCUCAACAGCUCCAACAUAAUUAACAGAUUUUUUUCUGCUCUGUUCUUUUGACUUUUGACUUCACCAUUAAAAACCAUUUUGUCCUUAAUGGUCGGGACAGUGGCUUCAAGCCAUUUGUGCCAAAGACACAUUUUUCCCGUUCACUACCUGUUAGCUGCUGCUAUUAACGGAGCAGUCUUUAUACUCACAGAGGAAGUUGAAUAAAAAUACGUGGUACAACACACAUAUAGACUAGUGAUCUACAAUGACAUGUUCCAUUUUGGACUCUGGCUCAUGUCCUCUCAUUGGUCAGCCCUGUCAUGAUAGUUUGCUGUUGGACAUUGGUGUGAAUUUGAAGCACAAAGUUAAACAUGACUCCAAAGAUCGGCACAGGUACAUUUUUAUCUUAUUUACUUCUCCACCGUGAGACGAUCCACCAAUCACAGGGACUCCAAUGAAAUGUAGAAAUCAUUUAAUAUUUGUUCAGUUUUCAAGUCAAACCUCUAACCAAAGCAUGCGGUUAUCCUCCACAAAUAUUCUUUAUAUAACUAAAUCUGCCCCUCAAUAUUCUACUGGGCAGUCAAAUCAAUCAAAAACAAAACAACCUUUUAUUCUUCAAUUUACAGAUAAGCAUGUGGGUGUAGUUUUAAAUAGUAAAUGUGAACCUAUCCUUUAAAACCCUGCUGUGCUGUCUUUCAGUGUUACUUGAAAUAAUUUAGUCUGAAGGUUUGUUGACACGUGAGUGUUAAACGUGUGGAUUGAUCUAGUUUUUUGAAUGUUUAUAUUUUAUUUUAAGGGGGAGUUGUCACUUCCUGGUCUUAUUAACUAACAACAUUGGACGUUUACGAUUCAGUACCAUCGCUGUUCAUCUGCAAUGUUGUCACCAGUCACACACACACACACAUACAAACACUCCCUUCCUUCCAGCUGCCUUCAGAUCUCUGAGAUCUGUAGUGCUUUGGCAGUGCGGUGAGGGGGGGGCUGAGCAGGGAGGUUCAUUGUGUAUCUUGUUGCCUUGUUUUGGACUCAUUGAUGUGAAUGUAUCUGUGUUGUGUUUUUGACUAGAAUAAAAGGCUUGAAUUGAAUGUA
Messenger RNA from Platichthys flesus (European flounder), 9987 nucleotides. RefSeq names its product centromere protein F. The record is from RefSeq and is a predicted model, not a curated record. Gene Ontology annotation, cellular component: spindle pole; chromosome, centromeric region; nucleus. The transcript has 18 exons. Lineage: Eukaryota; Metazoa; Chordata; Actinopteri; Pleuronectiformes; Pleuronectidae. Gene Ontology annotation, biological process: mitotic cell cycle; metaphase chromosome alignment; regulation of G2/M transition of mitotic cell cycle. Gene Ontology annotation, molecular function: microtubule binding; dynein complex binding. Bases 2549 to 7444 code for a protein of 1631 amino acids.